UCUUGUCGAUGCUUUGUUGCUUUGUUGCUUUUCGUUCCAACGUUUUAUUGACUGGCUUAUAUUCCAGUCUGUACGCAUUAGUCUGCUUUCGUUCACCAUGUACAUUUUUCUUGUCGAUGCUUUGUUGCUUUGUUGCUUUUCAUUCCAACGUUUUAUUGACUGGCUUAUAUUUCAGUCUGGACGCAUUAGUCUGCUUUCGUUCACCGUGUACAUUUUUCUUGUCGAUGCUUUGUUGCUUUUCGUUCCAACGUUUUAUUGACUGACUUAUAUUUCAGUCCACACACAUUCAUUUGCUUCGGUUGCUUUCGUUGACCACGUAUACGCAUAAACACGUUCACUCAUUAGCUUU
This is a messenger RNA of Suillus subalutaceus, 349 nucleotides long. RefSeq lists its product as uncharacterized. The record is from RefSeq and is a predicted model, not a curated record. The annotation marks the transcript as partial. NCBI's taxonomy places the organism in Eukaryota, Fungi, Basidiomycota, Agaricomycetes, Boletales, Suillaceae. The transcript has a single exon.